AUGAAGGCCUUCGCGACGCUCCUCCUCGCCGCCCUGGUCUCGGGCUCGCUCGCUUCCUCACACGCGUCCACCUCGCCCCACCGACGCCACCACAACAAGGGGCCCCUCGAUGCCGAACAGGCCAUCGCAAAGCGCGCAACCUACUCGGGCAUGGCCACCUGGUACGACGUCGGCACCGGAAACGCUGGCGCUUGCGGCAAGUUCCUCAACCCCGGACAGCACGUCGUCGCCCUCAACCAGCCCAUGUACGGCGACCUUGGCCAGCGAUCCUCGUGGUGCGGCAAGACCAUCGUCAUCUCCAACGGUCAAAAGACUGCCACCGCCACCGUAGAGGACGCUUGCCCCACCGGCGGAGGAAACUGCUUCUACGGCUCCCUCGACAUGAGCGUCGGCCUCUUCACCGAGUUCUUUGACCUCGGCAAGGGCGUCUUCCCCAUCACCUGGUGGCCCGCAGGCGAGGGCGGCGGAGACUCGGGUGGCAACAGCAACAACAACAACAACAACAACGGCGGCGGUAAUAACAACAACAACAACAACAACAACAACAACAACAACAACAACAACAACAACAACAACAACAACAACGACAACAACGACGACGACAACGGUGCCGCCGCCGCCGCCAAGAAGAAGGCCCAGCAGCAGGCCCAGCAGGCUGCUGCCGAAGCCUCCUCGUCCGCCGCCGCCGCUUCGUCCUCCGCGGCCGCCUCGCGAUCCGCCGCCGCCUCGCGCGCUUCCGUAUACAGCGUCACCAAGGCGGCGGCGCGUGCCAGCGCCUCGGCUUCCAAAGCCGCCGCCAAGUCGCGCGCCAGCGUCCGCGCCAGCAAAUCGGCCGCCGCCGCCGCCUCGUCCGCCUCGGCUGCUGCCGCCGCUUCCGCCGCCGCCGCCACCCCCACCGGCAACCUCAACAACUUCGCCAACCUCUACGACGGCCUCUCCAAGAUCAUCAUGGAGCAGGCCGACUCGUGA
Moesziomyces antarcticus is the source of this 969-nucleotide messenger RNA. RefSeq lists its product as uncharacterized. The transcript has 2 exons. NCBI's taxonomy places the organism in Eukaryota, Fungi, Basidiomycota, Ustilaginomycetes, Ustilaginales, Ustilaginaceae. The record is from RefSeq and is a predicted model, not a curated record. The coding region runs from base 1 to 969 and encodes 322 amino acids.